Molecule: messenger RNA, 660 nt
Organism: Dovyalis caffra
Lineage: Eukaryota; Viridiplantae; Streptophyta; Magnoliopsida; Malpighiales; Salicaceae
Source: the annotation of a GenBank genome assembly
AUGAGUUUCUUGAGACCAUCUGCAUUGCAUCAUUUCUUUUUAAUAUAUGCUACAGUACUAAAAUGGAUGCCAUGCCAGAGCUGGGGAUUUCUUCGAUGGCCUGGUCUUGAUGGGCUGUUGAGGCUUCUUGUUUUGGUGCUUUUGUGGUCUACUUUCUCAGAGCUUCGCUUCAUUCCUUCGUCCUCUAUGUACCCAACUCUUCGUGUUGGUGAUCGUAUCAUUGUUGAAAAGGCUUCGUACUACAUCAAAGGACCUGCUAUAAAUGAUAUAGUUACGUUCAGAGCUCCGAAACAGCUUGGUAUCACAGGGGAAGAUGUUUUCAUUAAGAGAGUUGUUGCAAAAGCAGGAGACUUGGUUCAGGUUCACCAUGGAUCACUUUAUGUCAACGGAAUUGUUCAGACUGAAGACUUCUUAGCGGAGCAACCAACAUAUAAAUCUAAUUUAACUUAUGUGCCUGAAGGUCAUGUUUAUGUGCUGGGUGACAACCGUAAUAACAGCUAUGAUUCCCAUGGGAACCCUUCCUAUAAAGAACAUCAUUGGAAGAUUUGUCAUGUGUUGUUACAGGCCUUCGUGGAGAUAAUAGGACUUCCUCCUGUCUUGGCAGAUAUUAUGAACAUAAACUCAUUUCUUGUGUUUGCAAUGCCUGGAGAACAUAGCUGA